This is a messenger RNA of Chrysemys picta bellii (western painted turtle), 2843 nucleotides long. RefSeq names its product S-antigen visual arrestin (gene SAG). Gene Ontology annotation, molecular function: G protein-coupled receptor binding. The record is from RefSeq and is a predicted model, not a curated record. Lineage: Eukaryota; Metazoa; Chordata; Testudines; Emydidae. Gene Ontology annotation, biological process: signal transduction; G protein-coupled receptor internalization. Gene Ontology annotation, cellular component: photoreceptor inner segment; photoreceptor outer segment.
UUAGCUCCUUAUUAGGCUGCAUGAUUUGCAGCCCCAAUAGAAAAAGAGAUGGAGAAAGAGCUUUAGAAUAAAGCUGCUUUCCAUAACCCUCCUGCUCCAUAUAAAUCUGUACUGUCUUUACACCCGAGGAAUCUGGGAGGACGGCACUGUAGAAUCUUGAAGAUCUGGGGUCUCUUAAGUAAUACACAGCACUGCUAACCUAGCAGAUCUGUUCUUAAUCCAGCAGGCUAGUGAGUCUCUCCCACAGACAGGGGAACAUCUGCAGGACCUGUCUGUCUGGAAAAUUCACCUUUGUUCAGUGGUUUAAGAGGAGUUCUCAUCUUAUUGCUCAGGGAACUUUCUCCUCUGGUGGCUGCUGUGGAAUUUGGAGCACUGCAAGGAUCUCUUGCUGCAGGAAGGCUUUGUUCUUUCCCGGUCUCCCACCCAUCCGUGGAAAUGAGCUGUGCUGAGUCUCAUAAGGUGGCUACUCUUUCCUCAAUUUCUCUGAAGAACACCAGUCCCCCUCAAUCACAUGUUGUCUACAAGAAGAUGUCCCGUGAUAAGGCUGUGACUAUCUAUCUGGGAAAACGAGACUUCAUUGACCACAUAGAUGGGGUGGAACCUGUAGAUGGUGUCUUGUUAGUGGAUCCCGAGAUCGUCAAGGGAAAGAAGGUGUAUGUGACUCUGACUUGUGCUUUCCGGUAUGGCCAAGAAGACAUUGAUGUGAUGGGCCUGACCUUCCGAAAGGAUCUUUUUUUCUCUAGGAUACAGUUGUACCCACCAGUGGAAAAACGGGAAUCUCUCUCCCAAUUGCAGGAAUGUCUGAUGAAGAAGCUGGGGAACAAUGCUUACCCCUUUGUUUUAACAUUUCCAGACUAUCUGCCCUGUUCAGUCUCCCUGCAACCAGCCCCUCAUGAUGUUGGGAAGUGCUGCGGGGUGGACUUUGAGGUGAAAGCUUUCUGUACAGAGAACGUGGAAGAGCGAAUUCCCAAAAGGAACUUUGUGCGCCUGUUGAUCCGUAAAGUACAGUAUGCCCCAGAAGAACCAGGACCCCAGCCUCAAGCUGAAACCACCUGGCAGUUUUUCAUGUCCAGCAAGCCACUGCACCUGAGAGCACGUCUGAGUAAAGAGGUGUUUUACCAUGGCGAGCCCAUUCCUGUCACUGUCACCGUGACCAACAAUACAGAGAAAACAGUGAAGAAGAUCAGAGUGCUGGUGGAGCAAGUUGCCAAUGUGGUUUUGUACUCGAGUGACUAUUACACGAAGGCGGUAGCAAUGGAGGAGGUGCAUGAGAAAGUGCAGCCAAAUAAUACCAUCACCAAGACAUUGAUACUUCUGCCCUUGCUGGCAAAUAACCGUGAGAAACGGGGCAUAGCACUCGAUGGAAAGUUAAAGGAUGAAGACACCAACUUGGCUUCCAGUACCAUUAUUAAGGAUGGGAUAGACAAGACAGUGCUGGGGAUUCUGGUUGCCUACAAGGUGAAGGUGAAACUCAUUGUCUCAGGCAUGCUGGGAGAUCUCACCUCCAGUGAAGUCAGCACAGAGCUGCCAUUCCGUCUCAUGCACCCCAAGCCUGAGGAACCGAACAUAAGAGGUUACGUGUUGCAGUGAAGAUGAGCCCUAAGUGUAACAAACGGUGAGCACAUCUGUAUGUAUACAAUCUGAUUUGUUGCAAAAUAGCACUCUAGAUGGACUUGAACUCCUGUGGACUCAGAUACUUGGGAUUAGUUUAUCUGACUGGGAGAGUGUAAUACUUCAUCCUACUGUGCAUGAGCUUUGGGCCUGAUCCCAGCAAAGAUACUUCUUUCUUGAUACCUAAUUGUUACUCCUGUAAUUCAAAUAGAAUGGGAAUUGAAGAUUACAGGUUUGAUUGAUGAAGACAGCUGUGGUGUUUGUUUGGAGCUACAGUUCAUUACAUAGGCAUGUGUGCACACGUGCCCUCAUGUUCAAACAUUCAGCAACCUAACAAUGGAAGUAGGCCUGGUGCCUCUAUGGGAAAACGCUAAUGCCAGAGCCAUGGGGUCUUCCUCUUACUUCAAUCCAGUCUCAGCCAGAGUAUAGAUCUGUUUUUUCUUGGCCUUAAAAAAGAUACAUUGGAAAUUCAGGAUUGCAAAACAUCCCUCUAAAACACUCCUCCACCACAUCCUCUUACCAAAGAAGCAGCCCAUAUAUCAUUUGCUAAAUCACAGUCCUCUCUAACAGUUCAUUUUUAGGUUAUCAUACAGAUGAAAAUAGUAGAUUUUCUAUAACUUAAUAACAGGACAGACUCGCCAGUAAUUGUGUGGGGAACCCUAAAAGCAGUUAAUUGGGGAAAGAAAUGCCUUCACUUCAAAAAGGAAAACACAAUGAACAAAAUAAAGUCCCUUUGAAACCUGCAUAGCAGAUUUAGAAAUACAACAUGAGUGUGUUUUAGGGUCCCAGAAUAGAGAAUAAAACCUACCAAAUUAAGAUGGUAAACUGAAAAUCUGUCCAGAUCCUGCAGUUUCUGGCUUCCUGUAUUAUCUCUAGUCACUGUUCCUGUUAGUGAUUUCAUGCUUUUGAUAGUGAUUCCACCAGUUUUUCAGUGAACUCUGAGAAAAAAGUUGUGCUUCGUUAGUUCCAAAUUAGAUGUUAUUUCAUUAAGUGGAUCAAAAGUUAAUUGCAGAGACUGAGCUGCAGCAAACAGUGUUUAGGGAAUCUAGAAGCACCAGGAGAUAGACUAAUUCUUUUAGCUGAUUGUGCAACCUCUAAGAGGGAUAGAUAAAUGCAUUUAUGUGUGGGGACUUUGAGAUCAGUUGUCAUCCUCAUCUUUUCUGUUCCCUUCAUUAUUGCUGAUGAGCUAAAAGUUACCAAUUGUCUGUUAUGCCUCCCUACUUACUUUGUUG